This is a messenger RNA of Styela clava, 17848 nucleotides long. RefSeq names its product adhesion G-protein coupled receptor V1-like. Gene Ontology annotation, biological process: cell communication; cellular response to calcium ion; negative regulation of adenylate cyclase activity. Gene Ontology annotation, cellular component: membrane; cytoplasm. The record is from RefSeq and is a predicted model, not a curated record. Gene Ontology annotation, molecular function: G-protein alpha-subunit binding; adenylate cyclase inhibitor activity; G protein-coupled receptor activity. NCBI's taxonomy places the organism in Eukaryota, Metazoa, Chordata, Ascidiacea, Stolidobranchia, Styelidae.
AACUAUCAUAUAGAAAUGAUGCUGUCGAGUCUAAAGAAGUUACAAGAGCUGUGGACUAUCAACCAGGCCCGACUGAAGUAAUCUUGGCACCAGGACAAAGAAGUCGAAUAUUGACAAUCAAAAUUUUACCUGACGAUCUACCUGAGACUGAUGAAAUAUUGAUUAUUAGAAUUGAUAGUGUUGAGCCAGACAACCAGAAAUUGAAAAAAGAUUCAUCUGAAAAACGAAUAGUCAUUUUGGAAAAUGAUAGUCCUGGUGGAAUAUUUCAAUUUAUGGAUGGCACUGCUGAGUAUUAUGAAAUUGAGGAAAAUGAAAGAGAGACUGUUGCACUUACAGUAACUCGCACAGAAGGUGAUCUUGUUACUAGAAUGGUCGAGUACAAUGUUUUACCAGAUGGUUCUGAACAAUUCUAUGGUGUUCCUGAGAUUAUUGUUUUUGAACCUGGUCAAAGAACAGUCAAUAUAUCAAUAGUGCCUAAAGAUGACAAUAUUCCUGAACUGCAGCAAAAUUUUACUCUGGAGCUAAAACCAUAUGGAACACCAGCUAGCGUUAUAGCAAACCCAUCUAAGGUUACAGUAACAGUGAAACCAAGCGAUGAUCCCCAUGGUGUGUUCGUCAUGGCUGAGAAAGAUGGACAAAAAAAUAUACCAGGGAGAAAACAAGAUAUAUUGGAAAGUACAUUGAAAACCAACUACAGCUGCAUCUACAUUGUACAUAGGGAAAUGGGUUCAUUUGGUGAGGUUUCUGUUGCUUGGAAAAUUAUACCGAAUGAUACAAAUGAUGUCUAUCCUACUAGUGGUGUUCUUAAAUUUGAAGAAGGUGUAACUGAGGGUAUCAUUGAUUUAUGGUCAAUGCCAGAUGAAUUGCCAGAAUCAAUGGAAGAAUUUUCUCUUGUGUUGUACAAUGGAUCAGAUGGAUCAAGAGUAGGAAUUUCAAACAAUGCAUCUUUUAUCAUCAAUUCGAAUGAUAAUGCAAUAUUUUUCAAAGGAUCUGAUUCAGUGACUAUUCGAGAAGGUGAAGAACUAGUUUUAAACAUUCGUAGAGAUGGACCUGGAUCUGAUUCUACUAAUGUCAGAUUUAUGACAAGAUCUCGAAAGACAUCUGAUGAUCAAUCUCAAAUGACUUCUGAAUACACAAUGCUACAAGCUGAAUCGAACAUUGAUUUUAUCCCAAUACCCGAUCCUGAUAAUCCAGACAGUGGAAUAGUACGAUUUCCUCCAACUAGCUUAGAUGAAUUUAUCAAAGUAACAAUCCCUGAUGAUCUGAUACCUGAAGAUGAUGAAGAAUUCUUUGUUGAGAUAUUCAAUGCAACUGGGGAUUAUGUUGUUUAUGGAAACACUGUAAUUCAAGUCAAGAUAUUACAGAAUGAUAAUUCUUCUGGAGUUCUUCGUUUUGCUACCCAGGAACCAGCAAUUUUGAAAGAAGGUGUUUCACAGGAAAUCAGCAUUCAGAGAGAUUAUGGAACCUAUCGUGCUAUUCAACUUGGAUGGAAAAUUAUUGAAAAUAUUGAAUUUGGACCAAAUAUGACGAUUGCGGACAUUCUCGAAUCAGGUGACGAAGUCAAUGAAUUUGUCAAUAACGAAGGAAUCGUCGAUUUUUUACCAGAAGAAAACAAUAAAACUUUCAUCAUUGAAGCUUUAAAAGAUAACAUCCCAGAAUAUAAAGAAGAUUUUGUGCUGUUACUAACCAAUGUUACAGGUGGAUCUGCAAUAUUAUCGAAUGAUGUAUUUUCUCUGAUGAAAAAUUUGAGUGUUGAAUUGAAUGACAGUCCAUACGGAAAGAUGAGAAUUCAUGUAGAUUCAUUGAAAGUAAAUGUAUCUGAAGAUUCUGAAAAUGAGACUGAUGAAGAGCCUGUUUCUGAUAGUGAUAUGCCGGUAGUUGACAAAAUUCCACAAACUUUUGCAAAUAUAACGGUGGAAAGAUCAAUGGGAAUGGAUGGAAAUAUAAAGGUUUUAUGGGAGAUUUAUGAUUACAAAUAUGAAGAAAGUUUAUUACCAGAAUGUCAAGAUUUAUUAUUAUCUGCAAAUAUAACUGAUAUCGAAAGUGACAUAACUUUAUCAAGAUCAGGCACUGGAACACCAACUUAUAAAUUUAUUGAAGGUUCCUCAUCAAUACUUCACACAGAAGAUAAAAAAUUUGAACACCUUGAUAAAUUUUCAUUAUCUUUAUGGAUGAAACCAGACAUUGAAAAAAUGUUUACUUUGGUUUCAACACACGAUGCUUCAGAUAUGUUGGAAAUUCAUGUUCCCCUUCUAUCAAAAUAUGAUGAAAAUAAUAACUUGAUUUAUUUAUUAUUGAUGAAUUUGAUGGGAACAUCGUAUGAUGAUAUUCAGAUUGUGGAAAUGCACUUUACUUAUAGAAACACCUUCAGCGUAGAAGAAAGCCUAACAUUGGAACUGAAUGGCGCUGGAACUAUAUUUAGGAAUAUUGAAAAUUGGAAAUAUAUUGUUGUGAAUAUAAAUUCUUCAAAAGUUGAGGUUUUUCUGAAUGGAGAAUUGAAAGCAUUCAAAAAUGCAGAUAUUUCUCUUUCAAAUGCGACUGAAGGAACUAUAUAUAUUGGAAACAACUAUGAAAGUUCCCAUGUAAAUUUCAUUGGACUUUUGCAAGACUUCAGAAUAUAUUCUCAACCUUUAGUGCAAGAACAAAUACAACAGCUUUAUGAACUUCCAGCCCAAUCAGAUGUUUCUCCUAUAUCUGGAGUUGUAGUAUACAGACAAGAUGAACGAAAUAAGAAUGUGAUUGUUGAUGCUGUGAAUGACACUUUGACUGAAUUUAAUGAAGAGUUCUAUCUUGUAUUACUUGAUUCAACUAAUGGAGCUGUGAUUGAUUCUGUAGAUAAGAAAGCGGACAUUGUUGUUCUCAAAAGUGACAAUGCAAAUGGACUUUUUGGAUUCUACAAGUCUUGUCAACCAUCUCGUAUAGAAGAAGGUGGAAGUACCAGAUGUACAAUAGAAAGAACUCUAGGAUUUGAAGGCUCAGUAACAGUGAAUUGGAUUAUUGAAUCUGAUACGAAGGAUAAUGAAAAUAAAGAUGAUUUUGAACAGCAUAGUGGAAGUGUUAUAUUUGCUCCUGAGCAAAAAGAAUCGAGUUUCACAUUAAAUGUAAUAGAAGAUCAAAAGCCUGAAAUAUCAGAAUCUCAUCAUGUUAUCUUACAAUCAGUAUCUUCUCAUGAUAACGUUAUUAGUAGUACCUCAUACAGUGGAGCAUCUAUUAAUAAAAAUUUCAAGUCUUCAACUGUUGUUAUUGAAAAAGGAGAUAAGGCUCAUGGCAUUUUUCAGUUUAUUUCUGGGCCCGUACCUCAAAUAUCAGACAGGGAUAACAUUCCAGUAAACAGAGAACCUUUGAUUGUUCAUGUAGAAGAAGAACAACCAGUUGUUAGUUUGUUGAUUGUCAGAGCUGCUGGUUGGCAUGGCGAAGUCACGGUUGAAUGGAGAACAAGAGAUGGGGAAGCUAUUUCUAGUGAAUCACCGAAAGAUUUUGUGUCUGCAGCCGGGACUUUAACAUUUGAAGACGGUGAAGGAUACAAAUUUAUAAAUAUAACCUUACUAGAUGAUGACACUCCUGAACUACAGAAAUCUUUUUAUGUUGACAUGCUUACGCCUACUGGAGGAGCUGAAGUGAAUGAAGCUUCCCAUGCUGAAAUCAUUAUCUCUCCUUCUGAUAAUGCAUACGGUGUUUAUCAAUUCAAUCCUGAAUCGUUAUCAGUAAUUGUUGAAGAACCGGAUUCGGGGAAGAACGCAACCAAGUUACAGGUCAAACGAACAGGUGGUGUUCUUGGACAAACAGUUUUAAAAUGGAAAGUAAAAUCAGAUCCUGAUGGUGAUCUUGAUCAUGACAGUGGGGAAGUGAAUUUUAACUUCGGUCAGAGGUCAACUGAAAUUGAAAUAUCUGUAUUGGCAGAUGAUGUACCUGAGUUUGCUGAGCAUUUCACUGUGGAAUUAGUAGAAGUAUCACAUGGAGAACUAAGUAGCACUGGAUCACUGCUCGCUAUCCUAACAGUCCCAGCAAAUGAUGAUCCGCAUGGAAUAGUUAUUUUCAAACCUGGAGCCGUGAAUGUUGACGAAGGCGGUAUUAAUGCAACAUUGGCAGUAAACAGACUUGCAGGCUUGAAUGGACGAAUAAGAGUGCAUUACAAGACAGUGGAUUCAACAGAUGGAAAUUCAACUCUACAAGGCAUUGCAAUACCAAACCGAGAUUUCUCUGUGCAACAAAGUAGUUUUUUGAUCCACGAAAACGUGACGACAGAAACUUUUACCAUUCCAAUACUUGAUGAUGAUAUUCCAGAAACGGACGAAGAUUUCUAUGUACAAUUAACAUUCGUUGAACUUGUACCUUCAGGAGUUGUUGAAAAUUCUCCAAGACUCGGAAGUGCUUCUGAAUCUUUAGCUCGUGUUGUGAUAAAUGAGAACGAUUCACCACAUGGAGUGCUGGAACUCAGUUUGUCAUCAGUUGUAGUAAAUGAAGAAUGGAGUGACGAAGAUAAAACAGUAGUUGAAAUCGUCAGAAAAUUUGGAACUUUUGGUGAAAUAACCGUUGGCGUAAUGGCAGUAAAAGAAAAUGCUAUGCCUGAUGAGGACUUCAGUCUUAUAAAUGAUAAGGUCACUUUUCUUGAAGGAGAAGACAGAAAACCAUUUCCAGUCCACAUUAUUAACGAUAUAAAUCCAGAAUUGGAAGAACAUUUCACUUUACAACUUCAACCUGACAGCGUGACUGGUGAUGCUACAUUGGGUGAUGACACAACUUGCAGAGUUACCAUUGAAAAGUCUGAUUAUCCUUAUGGUUACUUAGAAAUAUCAGUUCUUCAGUCCGUAGUAUCAGAACCAGCACAAGGAGAGGAAGGUGUUCCUGUUGUUUUCACUGUCAAAAGAAAAGGAGGUCUUCUUGGUAUUGUAGCUGUCAAAUGGACUGCUUUUGUAGAUGGCCAAGAACAAGUGAAUGUUGAUGAAGAUACAGGUUCAUCUGAUUAUGAAGGAAUUGAAUCUGGAGAAUCUAGCGGUGAAGUUCAAAGUGAUAUUGAUAUUUCAUCUGGAGUUCUAUAUUUUGUAUCAAAUCAAGAUGAAAAGACCUUCAAAAUAAAAGUAAUGCCAGAUGACAUUCCAGAAAAUGAUGAAAUUGUUACAGUAAAAUUGGAUCGCAUCAUGAAAAGAUCAAGAUUCAAUGGCGUCAUCAAUCCUGAGAAAGAUAGAACAACAAUCAAAAUACCAGCAAAUGAUUACCCAUAUGGAAUGGUCAGUCUGGAACAUGACAAUUAUGAUGUUGAAGAAUUAGAAAAUGGUGAAGCAGUACUUAAACUAAAAGUUAUCAGAAGUGCUGGAUUGUUUGGAAUGUUGAGAGUAGUUUACAGCACAGAAGAAAUAGAUUUGAUUUCUGAAAUUAUUGAUAAGAAGGAAAAUAUUAUUGCACAAUAUUUUGAAGAUCCAUCUUCAAUCACUUCUGAAGUUGCUUCAAAACCAAAACAAGAAGUUGACCUCACAUCACAAUCCAAUCCUCUUAUGACUUGUGCGGAAACUUGUAUCAGGCAACAGACCUGCGUUGGAUUCUUAUACAGUGAUAUAACUACAAAAUGUGCUUGGAUUCCAAGUUCUGAAACACCAACUGGACUUGACCUACAACCAGAGGGUGGAGGGAAUGGGGAUAUCAACGGGGAUGAAAAUGUUUACAUGGCCCCUGCUGCCAAAUUUCGUUAUUAUUUGAAAGAUAUAGAAAAAACUGAUCUGCUUUACGACUCACAAGCACGUUCUGGUAUGGAUUUUGAACCAAUCACUGGAGCUUCAUUAUUACUUCAAGAAGGUCAAACUUCAGGAAAUAUAGCUGUCAAAAUUUUGAGAGAUGACACUCCAGAAUUGGAUGAAUUUUUCAAGGUUCAUAUUAUCAAUGUGUCAGUGAUCGACAUAGACUCAAUGGAAACAAAUCGACCUCUUAUAGUUGGCAAUAAGGAGUCAAAUAUAAGAAUAAAACAGAAUGAUUCUCCACAUGGAAUGUUCACGAUACAUAGUGCAGUAUCUACACCUGAAGAUAAUGGAAUGAUCAUAGAAGCUGAGGAAAGACCACAGUUAUCUUUGGAAAUGAUUGUAGAGAGGAAAGGUGGAUCAGUUGGAGAAGUGACUGUAGAUUGGAAAGUACAUGGUGGUUCUGCAUUACGUGAUAUGGAUUUCUCUGGUGAUGAUGCAACUUUGAAGUUUAAUCAUGGAGAAAAAAAGAAAGUUAUAAGCCUUAGCGUCAUAGAUGAUAAUAUCCCAGAGCUGAAUGAAGACAUCAAUGUUGAAUUACAAAAUCCAACUGGUGGAGCUAUUAUUAGUGAAACAGAAGGAAAAGUUCACGUGAUUAUACUUGCUAAUGAUAAUGUCGGUGGGAUCAUAACUUUCAGUCAAAUAUCGAGAGCUGUGAUUGGCAAUGAAGGUGACUCCAUUCAACUAGACGUGAUUCGGUCUGAACCAGCUGAAGGUUCUUGCAAAGUUACAUGGAAAAUUGAUAAUGAAAAUGCAUCAGAUGGUGUUAAUGCUACAGAAGGAAUAUUACAUUUCCCACCCAAAGUUAAAACUGCUUCUUUCUGGUUGAAUCUUAUUGCUGACAACACCCCAGAAAUUAAAGAGCAGUAUACUGUAAGACUUGUGGAUGUUAUUUCUACGGGCAUUCCACAAACUGGUAAAGCAGCUAUAGAUGUCCAAGGAUCUGUAUCUUCAAUUACAAUACACGGUAGUGAUGACCCUCAUGGAUUAUUCAAAUUUUCUGAAACUUCUCAAGUAGCUGAUGCAACAGAAGAAAUUGAAGAAUUAAAAUUGUUUGUCUCUCGUGGGUUCGGCUCUGUUGGGAAUGUUAAAGUAUACUUUGAUGUUGUACCAGGUUCUCUCAGCACCCUCAAUCCAGAUAUCAAACCUGCAGAACCUUUUGUCGACUUCACAUUCCAAAGUUCUGGCAUUGAUCAGGAUGGGAGACAUUUUAUUCUAUUUGAAGAUGGAGUGACUUCGGUUCCGAUUGUUUUCAAUAUAAUUGAUGAUAAUAUACCUGAAAUGAAUGAAAUUUUUCAUGUUAAUCUAACGGAAGUUGUUCUACUUGAAAGACCAAAAGACGCAAUCAAUUUUAUACCUCCUAGUAUAGAUGCUGAUUAUAGUUCAUCUCAAGUUGUUAUUGAUGCAAAUGAUGGAACAAAAGGAAUGAUCAAUUUCCAUCCUGAUUUUGUUCGUUUUGAAGCGAUUGAAACAGAGGGUACUGAAACCAAUAUUACUUUGACUAUUAUACGAGAGAAAGGAACAUAUGGUAAAGUUGAAUUCUUUGUUUUCCCACAAAAUAGAGAAGCAAUUCAUGGUGAAGAUUAUCAGUGUGAACCAACAACAAUAACUAUCCCAGAUAGUCAAGACAAAGUAUAUUUCCCAAUCACCAUACUUGAUGACGAUAUACCAGAGGGAGAUGAAACAUUUGAAGUUUUAAUCGGCAAUCCAUCGAUUGGAUUAGAAAUCGGGAAUUCUACGAAAUCAACAAUAAAAAUUUUGUCGAACGAUGAUGCUCAUGGAAAAUUAAGUUUUUCUGGCGAAGAAACUCUUUAUUUGGAAGAACCUAAUAAUGAAAGUAUGACUGGCAGUAAAGCAGAUCUGGUAAUCACCAGAAAUCCAGAAUCAGGAGUGUUCGGGGAUAUUUCAGUAAAAUAUCGAGUUGAACGAAACGAAAGUCAAUCGACUGAUACCCAAUCGGUUUCCAGCGAUAUUUUUCCUGUUGAAGGAUAUAUUGUGAUCAAAGAUGGCGUACAUAAUGAGGUUCUAGAAAUUUCAGCUGUAACUGACAGCGUUGCUGAGUUGGACGAACAUUUCAUUGUUACGUUACAUGAUCCACAAGGUGGAGCAACUCUCUCCGAUAAAAUAACAAAACCUAUUGUCAUCAAGGCUAACGAUGCACCAUAUGGGAGAUUCAAAAUUGUACCAAAAGGCCUAAGAUCUGGUAACUCAUUCACUGAGGUAGAAGAAGGACCAGGAGUGAAAAUAUUGGAACUUGAUAUCAUUCGAGAACAAGGAUUAUUGGAAAAUGUGUUUGUGAGUGUAAAGACGAGAAACGGUACAGCUCAACCUUUGUCACAAGAUCAUGAUCAAUCACCAAUACUAUGUGCAAUACAAACAUUUGAUGCGUCUUCCAUGUCUUCAUUUCACUCCUUCACAACUGGAUCUAACCAGUUUUUACUGGUAUUAUCAGCUGAUAGAUCUGGACCACUUUCAACCAGAAUUGGAAGUUCAGGAACCCUGCGAACAUUAACUCCUGGUGUCCAUACUACUUUAUAUAAGUACAAUGGAUUGUAUACUCCUGUACAGACAAUAGAAACAGAUGGAGCAUCUGCGGCAACUUCUUUUACGACUGGUGAUAAAAAUUAUCUGUUUAUUACAAAUCAUGGACGUUAUGGAAGGUAUGAAACAAUGUCUCGAUUGUACAAGAUAUCAGAAAAUGGUUCAUUGAUUGUAACAGAUGAAAUUACAACCAAGGGUGCAAAUGAUGUUUCACAUUUUAAACACGAAAAUGAGGAUUAUUUGAUCGUGGCCAACAGUAUCGACAAUAAUCAGAUUUCCAGCAUUGAUUCUUAUGUUUAUCGAUUGAAUAAACUUCAAGACAAAUUGACUCUGAUACAAACAUUACCUACGAGAGGAGCUUCUGGUGUGAGAACUUUCAACUGGAAUAAUGCUGUCUAUUUGGCUAUUGCCAACGGACGUGAUACUGAAAUCAGUGGGAACUCACUUGUUCAUUCAGCCAUUUACAAAUGGACGCAAAAUGAAAAUGAAAUUUAUAGUUUCACCAAUCGUAAAUCUAUUGACGUAUCUCACUCGACUGCAGUAGAAAUUAUAGAAACUGGCAACAUGGUUUACGUAAUCCUGUCUUCUGUUGGAUUUGAAGGAGAUGAAACCAAAUCACAGGAAAUUGAAAGAGUUGAUAUUUAUAAGGUUGCAUUUGGAGGACCGCAACACUCAAUUAUUUUAAAUAAACAUCAGUCAUUGAAUAUUUCAAAUGUUGUAUCGAUCAAUGCUCAAUCUGUAGAUGCCGAUGUGUUUGAUAUGUUCGAAUCAGUCGAGGAUAAUCUGGAAAAAAUCCAUUUACUUGGAAUUGCAUCUUCAAGGGAAUCCAGUUUAUACUGGUUAAAUCCGGUUUCAGGCAACUUUGAGUCAGUUUCGAAAGUUGGCCCAUCUAAAGCGAUACUUCCGAUUCCUGUGUAUUCGAAACACAAAAACACUUCUUUGAUUGCGAUAGCUGUAGAUUCCGUUAAUUUGGAAGAAGAUAAAGCUCGAGACUUUAUCAAUACAGCUGUUAAAUCAGGGAUUUAUUAUCUUUUUAAAUCUACUGCUAAGAUAAGUGAAGAUGUAGAUUAUAUACCAAUAAUGUCGGACUUGGUUUUGAAGUUUGAGCCUGGGAAAACAACUCAUUCUUUUGCAUUGAGUGUAUUUGAUGACAAUAUUCCUGAAAAGGAGGAAUCUUUUUUUGUUUAUCUUGACAAUUCUAUUGAUACAAGAAGCGAAGUUGAUAGUGAAUUUGGAACAAUGGAAAUCAAAAUUCUUUCAAAUGAUGAUGCUCAUGGUGUGAUAGGCUUUGCUAAAGAUUCUCUUAUUAAACUUGUUGAAGAGACAGAAGACAACAAUACUUUUACUUUGAAUUUACUGAGAGAACCAGCAGCUUAUGGUGACAUUACUAUUCAAUGGGAAGCAGUGGGAAGUCUGUCCGAUAUAACUCCAUUAGAAGGAAAGGUUACAUUUGGAGAUGGACAGACCAAAGCAGGAAUACAGAUGACAAUAUUAGCAGAUGACAUUCCAGAAGUUGAAGAAUUUGUUGAAAUUUUUUUGAGUACAGUUACUGAAAGUGGAAAUGAAAGGCCUCAUCUAGGAGCCAAAAUCAAUUCUUCCACCUCUACGUCAACAAUUCGAAUUCUACCAAAUGAUUCACCUCAUGGUAUGUUGAGAUGGUCUGCAACAUCUUUAAGAAAUGUAAUCAAAGAGCCUGAAACAUUAUCAGGGGCGACUCAACUUGUUACAUUAGAUUUAUUAAGACAACAAGGACAACUCGGGGACAUUCAGGUUUUCUACACGACCAAAAUUGCCUCAAACCUUCCAAUCAAGUCUCAGGCAAUGCCGGGAGCAGAUUACAUAGCUAGAGAUGACAGUAUUACUCUGAUGGAAAAUAUCACAAGUGCAACUAUUGCUAUAAGUAUUGUACCUGAUGAUAUUCCAGAAGAUAUCGAAUCAUUCUAUGUUGUGUUAACUGAUGUAAAAAUUAUUGGAGAAUCGAUGUUCAACAGCCAACCAGGUAUUGGUCCGCCAGGUGCUGAAACGGCAGAAAUUUUAAUCGAUGAAAAUGAUCAUGCGAGAGGAUUUAUACAAUUCAAUGUCACAAGAAAUUCCAAGGAUGCAGUAGAAGCAUUUGAAAUGCCAGGCACCAACACUAGUUUCAAGCUGCCUUUAAUACGGUUAUUCGGAGCAUUUCGGUCAGUUGGUGUGGAAUGGAUAGCGAAGCCUAUGACUGCUAGUGGAUCUGAUUUCUAUCCUCAUCAUGGGUCUGUACAUUUUGAGGAAGGACAACGAAAUGCUUUCAUAGAGAUUUUUAUUGUCGAUGAUAAUGACGUAGAAUUUGUUGAGACGUUUACUGUACAGUUGAUUGGAAAACCAGGGGGUGCAAAACUUGGAGGUGAUGUAUCAGCCACUGUUAACAUUUUACCUAAUGAUUCACCAAGUGGAAUGUUUGGUUUUGUGCAAACAAGAAGAUCGGUAAAAGAAUCCAGAACUGCUAACGAUUUGGAAGGAAAAGUUGAAUUUGAUGUACAAAGGUUUCAGGGAAGCAGUGAAGACGUAACAGUUUCCUGGUCUCUAGAAAGAAGUGCAUUUUCAGACAUCACACCGAUGUUAGGUAAACUACACUUUUCAAUCAACGAGAGAAGGAAACGAAUAGUCCUAAGAACUUUACCAGAUCAAAUAUUAGAAGGAGAUGAAAGUUAUGCUGUCAAAUUGGUGUCGGCAACUGGUGGAGCUGAGAUAUCGCCAGUAGCUGGCAACGCUAUAGUCACCAUAAAAGCCGACCAAGGUGCAGCUGGUACGAUUUCUAUCUCACAGUCUUCUUCCAGCAUAUUGACUGCAGAACCAACUAAUUUAUAUAAUGGAAGCUCGGUAGUUAAAUUAGAACGAGGACCUGGUCAUUUCGGAGAAUGUUAUGUUCGAUGGCAGAUUACACCUGCAGAUGUAAGCACCUUUGCAACAACAGUUGGUGGAGUAAGGUUUAAGAAUUUGGAGAACGAAACACAAAUCAUAUUGCAAACGGUCGAUGACAAUAUUCCAGAAAUAUCUCAAGAUUUCACUCUCAGACUAACUUCAUCAACUGGUGGAGCCAUAAUCGAUCCAGUCUCAAAUUCAGCUCGUAUCACUGUGGCAGCUAGUGACAGUCCUCAUGGAACCUUUACGUUUUCUCAACCAGUAUACUAUGUGAAAGAAGAAGGUGGUAAUGUGACGCCUGGUGUUGCACCAACUAUAGUAACAACACCACAUAUGACAACCGGUACUGCUACUCAACCACAUUUCGUUUCUGCUAUUGCAUCCUUGACACUGCUAAGAAACGAUGGUCACCUGGGAGAAGUAUCUGUCUCAGUAUCAACCAGUGAUGGUACAGCCACAGUAAAUGAAGACUACUAUGCUGUAUCAAAGAACAUUGUGUUUUCUGAUGGCGAAUUCACAAAAACAGUAGACGUGGAAUUAUUAAAUGACUUGCUUCCUGAAGGACCAGAGGAAUUUUUUAUCAAUAUCACUGAUGUAACACUUCAUUCACACAGUAAUAAUGAUUACAUUCCGAGAGGCACAAACAAUAUCACAUUAGAUAUCCCACCAAAAAUCGGAGGCGUGUCAUCUGCAGUUGUACAAAUUACGAAAAGUGAUGGUGCUGAAGGAAUCAUCGAAUUCCCUAAUAAUUUAAAACAAAUUGAAGUGAAAGAAAAUAAUGGAACUGUGCAGAUUCCCAUUAUUCGAUUGCAUGGUCACUAUGGUGAAGUCAGUGUGACUGUGAAAACCAUGGAUAAAACAGCUAAAAGAAGUGUAGACUAUCUCACACCUACUGCUGGAAUCAACAUUAUUUUCAAAGAUGGACAAAAAAUGGCGUACGCUAAAAUUACUAUAGUUGAUGACGAAGAAAUGGAGAUGGCUGAAACAUUCGUUGUUGUGUUAUCUGGAGUUAAUGGUGGAGCAGAGCUAGGCAAUCAUCUAAUCACAGAGGUUAUCAUAGCUAAGAGUGAUUAUCCAAACGGACGUUUACAUUUUCUUGAUGGGAUUGACACAUUGACUGUGAGAAAUCCUCCUGCUGGUGGUGAAGGUACAAAAAGAAACUUCAUUCUGGAGAGAACUGGGGGCAAUAUGGGAGAAAUCAACCCUAAAUGGAAAAUUGUAAGAACAGGACCUUAUUAUGGAGAAACAACGAGUUCCACCCCAAUAUCUGAUGAUUUUGCAUCUCCUACUUCUGGAUCUUUCCAAUUUUCUGAUGGAGAAGGAGGACAGAAGGAAAUUUUAAUAACAAUUUUACCAACGACUGAAAUCCAGGAAGUAGAAGAACAUUUUGCUAUUGUUUUGGAAGAUACUGACCCGGCAGAAAUCAGUGAAACUGAGGGAAAUAUAACGAUCACUGUUUCGAAGAAGGGUAACCCAAAUGGUAUCUUAAAAUUCUCUGGGACACCAGAAGACAUUGCAAGACAAAAAGUUGUUAGAGAACCAGAUAGUGGAUCACUGCAAGUAGUUUUUCCUGUUGUUCGAGAACAAGGUACAUUAGGUGAAGUUGUACUGCAUUGGCAAGCAGAACCUGGGAACAGUGAAAUCGGAGCGGAUCCUGACACAGACUUGAAAGAAAGUACUGGUGAAGUAACGUUCCGAGAUGGGCAGUCAAAUGCAGAAGUUAUUGUCUAUGUACAAGCUGAUGAUACAGCUGAAUUAUUGGAAAGAUUUUCCGUUAAGUUAACUAAUGUGGAAGGAGGAGCAGUAUUGGAUAGAAAUGUAGUCACAAGAGAAUUUACUGUGCAACCGAAUGACAAUCCUCACGGGGUAUUCUCAAUUUUUUCAAACGAUCAAAGUAUCAUCGUGUUGCCAGAUUCAUCUAGAGUUAUACAAGUAAACGUAACUCGACAACAUGGAUUCUUUGGAAGAGUUGUCGUGUCUUUCAUCAUUGAAUUUAAUAAUCCCAAAGGUGAUUCUUCAUAUCUGGACUCUGAUACUGGUGAUCUUUAUAUUCCUGAUGGAUCAUCUUUUGCAACGACUGAAAUACCAAUCCAAUCUACUGCUUUUCUAGCUGUUGGGGACACUUUUACCAUCAGACUAUCAACAGUGGAAUACAUGGACAAUGAUGUAACCAUUCCACCAAAAUUAUCAGAUCAAGUCCAAGCUAUUGUAUCUGUGACUGUAGAAGCUGGCAACCCUCAAGUUGGUUUCGAUCCUAUAGUAUCAUCAGUCUAUAACAAUACGAGGAAUGCAGCCAGAAUGACUUUAAAAAGAAUUGGUCUCUAUGGCGAUGUCACCGUUCACUGGGUUUCUGGUUACCCAAGAAACAGAAAAACAACAGAUUUCAGAGAAGGACAAACUACACCUUCAUCAGAUUCAGUAACGAUGUCUGAUGAAAAUGAGAAAAUGAAUGUCAGCCUUACUCUUUUUCCAAAUUCCGUUGAUGCCGAAAGUUUUUCUGCCUAUAUUCUACGAGUAACCAGCCUUGUUGCUGGUGGAGCAGAAAUAUCGAAGAAUCAUGAAGUUACAGAAUUCGAACCUUGUGGCGUUGUCAGAUUUUCAACAGCAUCUCGGAACGUGAUUGUAACUGAAGACAGUGUUCAGGUCUCUCUGACUGUUCAAAGGCUUUAUGGCAGUCGAUAUGACAUUGAUUUAAUUUACUCGACCACCCCUGUCACUGCCAUUCCUGGGAAAGAUUUCAUGCCUGUGACAAAUGGAAGAAUAAAACUGAAAAGUGCUCAACAAGAGGGAACUAUGAACAUUCAAUUGAUCAAAGACAAUAUACCUGAGAUGAGAAAAGAGUUUAUUGUUACGAUAACAGAAGCAAUUGAAGAUCUUGGUAUUUAUAAUGGUCUCUCUCCUCGAGUACUUCACUCAGAAGCUAUCAGUAGAGUUACUAUUAAAGAGAGUGACGAUGCUCGUGGAAUAUUGAAAUUUGAACAACCAGAAAUUAUUGUCAAUGAAAAAUCUAAUGAUGGAUCUAAUAUAGUGGUCAUGAUGGUUGAUAUACUCAGAACUGUUGGGACAUUCGGUGAAAUAUCUGUCAUGAUGAGCACAAUAGGUGGUGGUGAGAAAUGGCAAGACAAAUAUAUGAGAGAUGUAAAAGGAAAUGAACAAGCAGAUGACGGUAUUCGUGAAUAUUUAUUAUCACAAGAUGGCAGAAGGGCGACAGCAGGAGAGGAUUAUGAAAUAAGACAAAUCAACGCAACAUUCAAGAUAAAUCAAAACAAAAUCCAAGUUCCAAUUGUCAUUCUUGAUGAUGACGAGCCUGAGCCAUUAGAAUCGUUUUUCGUAUUUCUUCACUCUCCUACUGGCGGUGCAAAACUUGGAGAUUUUAGGACACAAAAUGGUGGACGAAUAAUGAAAGUUGAUAUUCCAGCUAACGAUUACCCAAAUGGAAAUGUUGGAUUUGCCUCUAGGGAUGGUGUAAUAAUAUAUGAAGAUUCUUCAUCUCGAUCUCUAGACCUUGUUGUUAGUAGGAAAUCUGCUUAUGGAAAUGUAACUAUCAAAUGGAGAGCAAUUACUGACUAUACUUAUAAUAUCAAAGAAGGAUCAUCAAAUACUCCUGAAAGAAUUGAUCUUACUGAUCAACUUGAAAAAACAUCAGGAGAAAUAUUUUGUCCAAAACCUAAGUUGGAUUGUAUUAUUUCUAUCAAGUUAAAAGAUGACCAGAUCGCGGAAUUUGAAAACUGGUUUCUUGUUGAAAUAUAUCAAGUAAGUGCGGAAGCAAAAAUAGACUCAACAAGAAGAUUUAUUAACGUAACUAUGGCAGACAGUGACCACCCAUUUGGAAUGUUUCAAUUUACCCUGCAAUCAAGGCUUCCAGUUGUGAGCAAAGGCAAUAAAGCAGUCGGGCUGACUAUAGAAAGGAUUGGUGGGCAUAGGUUUAAAUCAGAAGUACAUUUUUAUACAAAGCAACUGAAAAGCAUUAUCAACAUAGCAAGAACAACCUUGUAUCCAGCAGUGGCAGAUGUUGAUUAUGUGAAAAUUAAUGGAAAGGCUGAUUUUAACCCCGGUCAAGAAGAAGCUUUCAUCAACAUUCCACUUCAUCAUGAUCUCUCUUCACCAAAUCCACUCCCUCAAAUUUUUCAAGUUAAAUUAUCUCACGUAUCUGGAGAUGGAUCGAUUAAUUAUGAAUAUGAUACUGCUAAUGUCACCAUUGUAGGAAAAGAAAAUACAAAAAGAGUUUGGAGAGUAUAUGAAGCGUUACAACAGAAUCUUGAUGAUGGAGUUAUACAAUCAGUUCUAGCUCAGUUACAUUCCUUAACUGAUGAACCUAUGGACAAUGAACAAGUUCACAUAUUUCACGGAGUGUUGAAUAAUAUUAUUGAUCACGCUAAGCAGAGGAAACUACCAAGUCAAAUUCAAGAAGCUGUUUAUGAUUUGUUUUGUAAAUUGCUUGAUCCCAAUAGAUCAGAUGCGGUAUUAGGAUUCACGGAGUUUGGCGACACAUUUGAACAAUUUGUCUUUUCAUUGAUGACUGGUAUGGAUUGUACACCUGAUGAUUCUGCUACAGUUGCAUUUGGAAAAUGCUCUCAUGCCGUUUUGCAGAGUGCUCGUUGGUAUCCAGAAAUAAUCAAUGGACAUAAAUUUGCUGGGAAGGGAAGAUCAGCUUUGGAUUACUUUGAGAUUCCUACUGAUCUUCUGAAUGUUCAAGCCACUGGAGUUGAUUCACCUAAUCCUACUUGUUAUGAUAUUUCAUUCAUUGAAUAUUCAUCACAAACAUGGUUUGAUGUGAUCGGUGAAAAGGGUGCGAUGAGCAACAAGAUAUUUUCUGUCAGUGUUAAUGGAAAACCGAUCGCAAAUCUUGUGAACCCAGUACGAUACAGAAUCCACACAAAGGAUUCAAGAAUAUCACCAAAAGGUGCUGAGUGUGUAUUGUGGAACGAGGCUUCCAAACGAUGGUUAAGUUCACCAGAAACAUGUACAGUUGAAUAUGAUACAGAUACUUAUGUUGAGUGUGCUUGUCAUCAUAUGUCUGUUUAUGCAGCUAGAGGACCAACUGAUGAUUUGGCUGGUUAUAAUGAGGCCACCUAUGUUGCUUGCUUCAUAUGUGCUGUAGCAGCAGCAGUCACAAUUCUCGGCCAUCAUGUUUGUUCGAGACACAGUACAUUUGCUUCAAAACUUAUGAUGCAUAUGUUAUUUGCAUGUGGAUUGACUCAGCUAUUCUUUGUUGUAAGUACAUUAGCAAGUGAGACUGCAAAUGAAGAUGGAUGUGCAGCAAUUGCAAUAUUCCUGCAUUAUUUCUGGCUUGCUCAGUUUACAUGGAUAUUAGUACAGGCUUUCAAUAUUUGGAAGGUUCUUGUGAUGAGCAAUGACAACACCAGUCAAAUCUUGACAAUAUUUUUCAUCAUAGGCUGGGGAUUACCAGCUGUAAUAGUAGCAUUGCAUAGUAUAAUCAUGUACGCUUUGGGAUUUACCAAUCUGCCACAAAUAUAUGGAGAUGUACAUUCUAACGGUGACAUGUGUUUUAUUAUGGAUGCAAAAGCCGGGCUCCUAGCUGCCGUUGCACCAGCUUGCAUAUCAAUGAUGGUAACAUGCACCAUAGGAUUGCAAUUAUAUCAAAGAGAUAACACAUGGAAACAAUAUGAUGAUUUGUUCAGAGGUAGAUUCAACCAAACAGAAAUUCCACUUUUGUUUUGGUUUUUCUUUCUUCUAUCAUUCUCAUGGCUAUGGGGAGGACUCCAUCUUGCUUAUGGUCAGAUGUGGAUGUUGGUAUUGUUUAUACUGUUCAAUAUGGUACAGGGUAUCUAUCUUCUCAUUAUAUAUGGAAUUCUUCACAAUCAAAUAGUGAGACCUAUUAAAUCACCUUAUGAAACGGAUGAUACUGCCGUACCAGUUAAUGCAUAUGCAACAAGCACAGCAGGAAGUCAAGCACCAUCUGUAACUGGUGAUGUAUUGAACAGAAGCACACAGAAUCUUGUAGCAAAAGGAAAAGACCAGUUGGAAUGGAGUGGUAGUGAUCCGAAUUUUUCACGAUCACAAGUGAUGACUCGUGGAAAUAUGGAGGAUUCUUUUAAUCAGGAUGAUUCAGCAGAUUUCGAUGAUUUAAUGUUCGCCUUGAAAACAGGUACUGUUAUUGAGCAUAGUCCAGCAGAACAUAUACAUGUAUCACCUAUUAAACAUACUAGUCCGUUACGUGUGAUUAAUGACGUCAUAGAUGACGACAAUGGUUCUACGUCAUCACCUAGACAUGAUCCUAGCACAUAUCCGAUCGCUGAUACCCAUUUAUAAUAUCAAAAUAUGAGCGGAAAUUUUUUUUUUGUAAAUAUGAAGUAUUCAUAUCGAUAUUGAUGGAUGGUCAUUUUUUAUACCAAAGUUUAUCAAUAUAUUCACUAAAAGAAGCAAAAUGUAAAAGUUUGGAGGUUUUUUUAUCAAAAUUUUUGUUAAUAUCGAAUCAUGUCACAUUUUUUUAUACAUUCAACAUCAUUUUUCCAAAAUACAAAUCAAUUCAAAAUUACGGAUGGCACAAUGUCUUAAUAGCAUUACGGCAUUUCGGAGCGAUUGUGCUUGCUCACACUGCGGAAGAAUAUUCUUUAGUUACAUUUUUUACUUUUAUGUAGUUAUUUUUAUUCGCAGCUAUAGAGGUAGCUUUUACUUUAAAUGCUUUUCCGCUUAAAAUAUAACUGUUUCUAUGUUGAGUA